Molecule: messenger RNA, 1160 nt
Organism: Durotheca rogersii
Lineage: Eukaryota; Fungi; Ascomycota; Sordariomycetes; Xylariales; Xylariaceae
Product: alpha/beta-hydrolase
Exons: 2
Coding region: 147-935 (262 amino acids)
Molecular function (GO): hydrolase activity
Source: RefSeq, a predicted model, not a curated record
GGGAAUGGCACCGAGGCCGACCAUGAUAUAUACCUAACCCCAAACCACCAUCGGCUCCGGCGGAUCGUGGGCUUCCUUCUAGAACUCUCCCCUAAAACUUGCUGCGAGUACCCCGACAAUAGUCACGCUGUGCCGAGAUACGCACCAUGUCUCGAGAUGCGUGCGCGGAAAUCCCGCCCGUCUCCUCGGACUACGUCCCGAAGGGGACCUACGAAACCGUCGGUGGCCUGAAAACUUGUAAGCACGGAAACAUCUAUAUCUAUAUCUACGUCAUCGGCCCGCCGUCCGCUACCCGCGCCAUCAUCGACCUGUACGACGUGUUCGGCCUGUCGCCGCAGACGCUGCAGGGGGCGGACCGGCUGUCGGCAGCGCUCGACGCGCUGGUCAUCGUGCCCGACUUCUUCGCCGGCGUGUACGCGCAGCACGAGUGGCUGCCGCCCGACACCGACGAGAAGAAGGAGGCCUUCGCGCGGUUCCGCGCCGAGCAGGCCGCUCUCCCCAAGAACGUCGAGAAGCUGUUAGCCGUGCGCCGCGCCGCCGCCGAGCGCUGGCCCUCCACCACCGACCGUUGGGGCGCCUUCGGCCUGUGCUGGGGCGGCAAGGUCGCCGUGCUGGUCUCCGGCAAGGCCAACGAGGGUCCCAGCCGCCUCUUCAAGGCUACCGGCGCUGCCCACCCCGGGCUCCUCGCGGCCGAGGACGCCGAGGCCCUGACCACCCCGCACAUAUGCCUCCCUUCGUCCGACGAGCCCGCCGACGUUGUCGCGCAGUACAAGGAGAUCUACGCGAGGCUUGGGAAGACCGGCGUCGUCGAGACGUACGGGACCAUGUUCCACGGUUGGAUGGGGGCGCGUUCCAACUUGGCGGACGAGAAGAACAAGGCCGAGUACGAGAGAGGCUACAACCAGGUCGCCGACUUCUUCGACAAAUAUCUAUAGGGGUAACGCUACCUAAACUGGGCCGUAUUAUUUUUGGCAGUCGAACCUGGGUUUCUCUAACCUUUGUCGGCAUCUUGUAUAUCACCUCCUACUAGCUACCUAGGUAGUUCGCCUCGUAGACCCCGCGAUUGCCAAAAGAAAUAGGGGAACAAGUUCUUCUACGGUCCCACUUCUACAGCUUGAGUGUUCUUAUGCUCUCCUUUCUUGACCCUUUCGCAAAGGUCG